Paramisgurnus dabryanus is the source of this 2424-nucleotide messenger RNA. RefSeq names its product histamine N-methyltransferase-like. NCBI's taxonomy places the organism in Eukaryota, Metazoa, Chordata, Actinopteri, Cypriniformes, Cobitidae. Gene Ontology annotation, molecular function: N-methyltransferase activity. The record is from RefSeq and is a predicted model, not a curated record.
GAACAUGAUGUUGCUAGAUUUUGGGGUGGAAAUACUGAAGUGCCAAUAUCAAUGCCUUCAUCUCAAGGUGGUUGAUAUGUAGCUGAGACAGAUGAGCGUUCCACUUUCUGUCAUGCCGUCACAGUGCGCACCUCAUUCUGUCAUAGAGGCAUCCGUGGUCAUCACUUUCUUCCUGCAUACCAAACAGAGCUCUGUCUCCGAGAGGAACAGAGAGUGGGCGGGGUUCGCCGUGGUUGUCGGGGCUGAAGAGCUUCUUGGAUAAGCUGUGUUCAAUAUCCUCACGCAUUAUUAAAAGGAGGUCAGUAAAGCAAGGACCAUGGCAGCUCCAUUAAGAUCACUUGUUGAAGAUAAUUCAAGAUGCUUCAAAUUAUUUGAACUCUUUCUGGAUCAUUCAUCAGAGCACCAAUGUAUGCAGGACUUCAUCCAUAAUACUCUACCAGACAUACUGGGAAGCGUUGGUGGAGGACGGCCUGUUUUUAAUGUAAUGGGUGUAGGGAGUGGUACAGGCGUGAUUGAUUUAGAGAUGCUAGCACAGCUUCACAUGAAACAUCCACAAGUCAAAGUCGACAAUGAAGUGGUGGAGCCAGGCACUGACAUGUUACACAAGUAUAAAGUUCUGGUGUCAGAAACGGCAAAUCUUGAUUAUAUUAACUUCACAUGGAAUAAGAUGACAGCUUCAGAAUUUGAAAAACAGUGGCAGGAGAAAAACCUUGGAAAAAAGAUGGACUUCAUUCACUUGAUACAGAUGCUGUAUUUUGUGAAAGAUCCAGAAGCCACUGUCUCAUUUUUCCGGAGUCUGUUAGAUAAAGAUGGAAAACUCUUAAUCAGUCUGGUGUCAGGUGAGGGUGGAUGGGCGACAUUACUGAAGACCUACAGAGCUGCUCUCUGUGACCCUGAGAUCAGCCAGUGUGUCAAUAUGGGAGAUAUAAAGACCUUCUUGGACACCAAGGACAUCCCAUACAGUCAUUAUGUGAUUCAGUCCCAUAUGGACAUCACAGAGUGUUUCACAGAGGGAGAUGAGGUCGGAGGACUGCUGCUGGAUUUCCUAACUCAAGUGAUAGAGUUCAGUAAGAACGCUCCUGAAGACCUGAAGAAAGGAGUGCUGGACUUACUGAGACAUCCAGACUGCAGUAAAGAGGUGGACGGCAGGAUAAUGUUCAACAAUAGCAUGGAAGUUGUAGUGGUUGAGCCGUAGCCCCAUGACUCCUUAAUAUCUGACCUGACCUCUAAAGGACUUUUGUGUUUAGCAGUCAAUUUCAUGCCAAUGCAGAAUGUGUGUCCUUUAUUUUUACAUUUUGAAUUCCUGUACCAAAAAUAUGGGGGUCUGGCUUAUCAUAACAUAUAAAACAUAAUAAACAGUAAUUGCAUAGCUUGGGCAUCAUAAUUUACACACAUAUUUUCAUCUAAAUAAAGGUCUAUGGAGAUUAGGGGUGUAACGGUACGUGUAUUCGUACCGGACCGUUUCGGUACAGGGCUUUUGGCACGCAUAUGUGCACCGAAUGGCCGAAUGCAAUCUUUUGUGUGCGGAACAUAGGUGGAACAUAAUACGUAUGUUCUGUGCGUUUCCACACGAACAUAUUAAGUGGCGGAAGUCUCCGCAUUCAGCCUAAGUCUUCUGUCAAACAUAUACUGUAACAUAAUUCGGCCCGCAGAAAGAUUUUUAUUUACUUAGUUGUAUAUUCGUUUGAUUAUUGAUGUAAACGUUUAUGGGGCCGCUUACGUGUCGCGUCUAAAGCAUGUGUCAAACGCGUGUCAACGCGCUGUUUUGUUCUUUCAAAAGUGCUUGAGAGGUUGCGCGUCUUUCGUUGCUACGCAAUCAUGAGCUGCGCUUUCUGUGACAAUGAGAAUAAGGAAUGCGUGAUCAGAUUUUUCAUCUGCACCUCACGUCAAUCAUAUCAUUGUCACAAUGCGAUCAGCUGGUCGGGACAGCCCAGGUCAAAAAGACAUAGGGCUCUAUCUUGCACCCAGCACAAUUGACUUUGUCAGUGACGCAUGUAUAAUUCGUAUUUUGCCCCGGCGCACAGCGGGUUUUUCCCGUCACAGAAGCACGUCGGCAAACUAGGGAAUGAACUUGCGCUCCCUGGGUGGUUCAGCGCAAAAAAAGAGGCGUGUUCCGGCGCAAACCAUCCCUGAUGCUAUUUUGCAGUUUCAAAAAACAAUUGCGCCACUGACCAGAAAAAAAAAGUUUAAAGUCAGUGGCGCGUUGCGCGUUGUUCAUUAUGCUAUUUUAAGGGCGCAUGCUUGACCAUAAUGUAUAGCGUGCACAACGCGCAUCCACUUUGCUUAUCUAAUCUACACAGAUGCAACAGUUAUUUUUGCAAAUCAUAAAUUGUUACACUUAAAAAUAUUAAUACACGAGAUAAGGGGAAUCAUAGUGGUGAGCAUUGUGGUGAUAGUUUUUAUUUAUUCUCAUGCAAAUAACGA